Messenger RNA from Scomber scombrus (Atlantic mackerel), 3392 nucleotides. It is a transcript of the gene nek10, whose product is annotated as NIMA-related kinase 10. The coding region runs from base 1 to 3207 and encodes 1068 amino acids. Gene Ontology annotation, biological process: protein phosphorylation. Gene Ontology annotation, molecular function: ATP binding; protein kinase activity; protein binding. The record is from RefSeq and is a predicted model, not a curated record. Lineage: Eukaryota; Metazoa; Chordata; Actinopteri; Scombriformes; Scombridae. The transcript is spliced from 35 exons.
AUGUCCAACCCAGUUAAAAAAGUGAGACAAGGAGAAAAAUUGUCUCUGAAAACCACAGGAAUCCAGAUCAAGGCAUCUCAUGAUCUCAGGAGGCUUCAGUCCCUGCUUGCUAAGAGCAGCCCCAGACAAGAGGUGGCAGCACUGAGUCACAGUAAAGUACGCAACAGCGGAGCCAGCAGAUCCCAAAGCCUGCAUCCUCAAAAAAACGCCAAAACACACAAGAGCGAGAGCGACAUCAGCAGCGAAGCAUCUGAGCUGGAGAAAUUCAGCGUAACGUACAGAGACCAAAGAUGUUUUAGCAGCCACCCACUUCACAAACUCUUCUCUGACAUCCUUGCUUCUCUGGUCAAGAACCGACUCUGCAGUGAAUGGAUUGACCAUGCAGUGCCUGAAUCAGUCCUCCGAGUUUUGAUAUGCCUCCGAUUGUUGAUCAGAGAUCCCCACCAUCAGAAAAUCCUCCAUCAGCUCCAAGGCAUUAGUUUACUUGCCAAGUAUAUGCAGUCUGUCACUGCCAUGUACGUAUCUUAUGGUGAACAGGCGUUUGCCGUGCAGAAGCUGGUCACGAUGACCUACAUGUUUCAGAAGCUGUCUGCUGUUGAAAAUCAAAGGGUCUGGGUCAUUGAGAGUGGCGCUCACAGGACUCUGGUGAAGCUCUUAUCAACGACAGAUAGCAGUGUGCUGCUGGGAGCCCUGCUGGCACUCACCACCUUGGCUGAGAGUCCAGAAUGUAAGGAGGAGAUUGGGGAGCCACCGAUAGUCGAGAAGCUUCUAGUAAUACUGCAGGAAUAUGACCUGCUGUCAAAAAGGAUGAGCGCAGAUCUGCUGAGGCUCCUGUCCCCGGUGCGUCAGGUCAGGGACCAGGUGAGGGAGCUGGAGGGGCUGCCAGUGCUGCUCAGCCUCCUGCAUGGUCAGCACCUGAAGCUGCUGUGGAGCAUCGCCUGGGUCCUGGUCCAACUCUGUGAGGAUCCUGACACCAGGACAGAGAUCCGGAGCUGGGGCGGGGUGCAGCCGCUGCUCCGUCUGCUCAGCAGUGACAGGGAGUAUGUCUCUGACCGAUCGUCCAUCGAGACGCUCUCCAGCGCCAACGCAGCUGGCCGCAUCCAGAGAGAGCACAUCAGAGAGGAGCUCAGUCCGCAGGAGGAGGUGGACAACACUAUGGCCCUGCAGUCAGCCUGCUGCACAGCUCUGACUGAGCUUAGUCUGGAUGACACAUCUGCUCACCACAUUGUGCAAGAAAAUGGGGUCUAUAUAAUAGCAAAGUUGAUAUUACCACAAAACUCAGGACCAAAUGUCACAUCAUUACAGUGUUAUGCACUUCGGGCCCUCCGGUUUCUGUUUAGUGUGGAAAGAAAUAGACAUCUGUUUAAGAGACUCUUUCCCACAGACCUCUUUGAGUUGUUUAUUGAUGUUGGCCACUAUGUGCGGGACCUCACGGCCUACGAGGGACUUCAGACCAAAGUUUCGCUCUACACAGAAGAGGAACUGGACAGCCUGAGAGAGAGUAUUGAGGCUGUGAAUCAGAACCGGCCCGCUCUCAAAGUGAUCAACGGAUACUCAAUACUCGACCAUCUCGGCACAGGGGCAUUUGGAAGCGUCUUCAAGGUCCGAAAGCAGAGUGGCCAGUAUCUUCUGGCUCUGAAGGAAGUGAACCUCCACAACCCCGUCUUUGGCAAAGACAAGAAGUCCAGAGACAGUAACGUGGAGAAGAUCAUCUCUGAGCUCACGAUCAUCAAAGAACAGAUGACACACCCAAAUAUUGUUAAAUAUUACAAGACAUUUUUAGAAGGUGACAAGCUGUACAUUGUGAUGGAGCUGAUCGAGGGAGUGCCUCUGGCUGAACACUUUAACUCUCUGAAGGAGAAGCAGCAGCAGUUCACAGAGGACAGAUUAUGGAAUAUAUUCAUUCAGAUGUGUCUGGCUCUGAGAUACCUGCACAAGGAGAAGAGAAUCGUUCACCGCGACCUCACGCCAAACAACAUCAUGCUGGGGGAGAAAGACAAAGUCACCAUCACUGACUUCGGUUUAGCUAAGCAGAAGCAGGAAAACAGCAAGCUCACGUCAGUGGUCGGCACCAUCCUUUACUCCUGUCCGGAGAUUGUGAAGAACGAGCCGUACGGGGAGAAAGCUGACAUCUGGGCUUUGGGCUGUAUCCUCUAUCAGAUGACCACUUUACAGCCUCCGUUUUACAGCAACAACAUGUUGUCACUGGCCAACAAGAUUGUCGAGGCCGUUUAUGAGCCGAUUGAAGAAGGAGCUUUCUCAGAGAGAGUCGUAGACAUGAUCAGAUGGUGUUUGAGUCCAGAUUCAGACAAGCGGCCGGACAUUGUGGCCGUCAGCUCCCGGAUCUCUGACCUCAUGAUGAGGCUGAUGGAUGGUCUCUACACUUCCCAGAAUGCAUUGGAGAGGAGAGCAGAGAGAGACAGGAAACGAGCGCAGAAGUACUUCCUGGAAAGACACAAAAACAGGACAAACUGCUGUUACUCAGUCCUGUCUCAGGAAAAAUCCUUAAUGAAGACCUCAGAAUCUCCAGCUCCACACUGUUCUGCAGCCUGCAAGCAGAAUAUCAGUCAAGAUGAUGCCUCAGAUGACGACGUAGAAAUGUCCAUUAACAAAAUCACGACUGACUCUACAGGAGAACAAUAUGGAUCGAUGUCCAGGCCCUCAGUUACACCUGACCAGAUUGAAGCUGGUGGGGAUUUUACUGCUGCGAGGAUGAAACCAAAACCAGUGUCAGCAGGGAUCUGCGUCUCCCAGAAGAAGCUUCGGCAGAUUGACGAUCCCAUCCAGAGGCUUCUCAUGCAGCUGCACAAAAUCAUAUACAUCACUCAACUUCCACCAGCUCCGCACCACAACAUCAAAAGACGGGUCAUUGAAAGGUUUAAAAAGUCGCUCUUCCACUACGACAGCGACCCACACAACCUGAAAGUGGAGCUCAGCAAGCUCUUACAGGCUUCUCCAGAGCUGAUGGAGUUGGGCUCUACCAGUUCAGACUGGUGGUCAGUGGUCCACCACUUCACAGGAGACCCCCAUGCUGCAGACAGCUCAGAUGAUGGAAAUCUCAAAGAUGGUGUCACUUAUGAACAGAUGCAGGGGAUCGUAGAAGAGUUGCUGGAGGAGAGCAGCUACUAUGAAGCAACACACAUCAGGAAUACAGAGAAAAGAAAUUACCAAAAAAGAAGUGACCAUCGUCCGUAUUCAUCCUCAUGAGUCACAGAGGAAUCUGAAGAGACAUGAACGUUAACAUGUCACUGUCCGUCUCAGGCGCUGCUUAUUAGUACAGAUGUGAUGUGACUGAAUCUCCAAAGAUGAAUUAAUAUAUAUGCACUGAACUAUUCUGAGUAUGCACAUGCAUGUAAUGAAGCGUGAUUUGUUUUGUUGUUGACACAUAUCAA